Messenger RNA from Salvia splendens (bonfire salvia), 1481 nucleotides. RefSeq names its product protein JINGUBANG. The record is from RefSeq and is a predicted model, not a curated record. The transcript is spliced from 2 exons. Lineage: Eukaryota; Viridiplantae; Streptophyta; Magnoliopsida; Lamiales; Lamiaceae. Bases 103 to 1395 code for a protein of 430 amino acids. Gene Ontology annotation, molecular function: protein binding.
AUCUCCCUAAAUUCUCUCCCCAUCACUCUCUCCACCUCUCUCCACCUCUUUUCCCCUCACAAUCUCUCAAUCCAGCACAAAUUUCUCACAACUAAUCAACCAAUGUCCUCAGACAAGAACGCCAUGGCCGGCAACAUGGUCCACCCCGACCCCAACCUCUCCUCCUCUAGCGGCGGCGGCGACAUGGACGACUACCGCAACAGCAGCUUCAACGCGUACGAGCCCAAACGCAACAGCGGCGAGGGCUCCCCGAUGAUGAUGUCCCCAUGGAACCAGCCUGGCCCCUUCGGCCAGGCGUGGUCCACCCCGAGCAAACACUCGUCCGAGCAGCUCCAAAACAGCCUCAUCGGCUCCCUGGUCCGCGAGGAAGGGCACAUAUACUCUCUCGCGGCCAAGGACGACAUGCUCUACACUGGGUCCGACAGCAAGAACAUCCGCGUGUGGAAGGGCAUGAAGGAUUUUUCGGCCUUCAAGUCCAAUAGCGGCCUCGUGAAGGCCAUCAUCAUCGCGGAUGACAAGAUCUUCACGGGGCACCAGGACGGGAAGAUCCGGGUUUGGAAGAUCAGCCCCAAGAACCCGAAUGUGUACAAGCGGUCGGGGACGAUGCCGACCUUUUUUGACAUCUUUAAGGAGUCGAUCAAGCCCGGGAACUACGUCGAGGUCCGGCGCAAGCGGAGGGCGGUGUGGAUCAAGCACACGGACGCGAUCUCGUGCCUGAGCAUGGACAAGGAGACCGGGAUCCUCUACUCGGCCUCCUGGGACAAAACCUUCAAAGUGUGGCGGCCGGAUCACUCCAAGUGCGUUGAAUCCGUGAAGGCACACGACGACGCCGUCAACUCCGUCGUCGCCACCACCGGCGCCAUGGUCUACACCGGCUCCGCCGACGGCACGGUCAAAGCCUGGCGGCGCGAGCAAAAGGGGAAAUCAUACAAACACAUCCCUGCGAGAACCCUCCUGACGCAGGAGUCGGCGGUGACGGCGCUGGCGGUGAGCGACGCCGACAGGGUGGUGUACUCCGGGUCGUCGGACGGAUUGGUGAACUUCUGGGAGGCGGAGAUUCACGGAGGGGUGCUGAGGGGGCACAAGCUGGCGGUGCUGUGCCUGGCGGCGGCGGGGAGGCUGGUGAUGAGCGGCUCGGCGGACAAGAGCAUAUGCGUGUGGAGGAGGGAGGCUGGCAUGUGCGCCCACACGUGCCUGUCGGUGCUGACGGGGCACACGGGCCCCGUUAAGUGCCUGGCGGUGGAGAGGGAUAGGGAGAGGGAGGAGAAGUGGGUGGUGUAUAGUGGGAGUUUGGAUAAGUCGGUCAAGGUCUGGAGUGUGUCUGAGGUGGUGGCGGCGGCGGAGAUGGACCAGUUUGAUUGGGAAUCUAGCUCGAUUCCUUCGCCCAAGUAUUGAGGAAUCUGAUUGAAUUUAGUUUCUACUGUAUAUUGUAUAACUAGUUGAUUAGUAAUGUUAUAUCCCAAUAUUUGCCUUUUAGCCUU